AUGUUUAGGUGGAACAUAAACCAUGACCUUGAUCUUCUUAGAGAAGUGCUGGCAUUAAGACCUAGUAAUCCCAAUGACUGGAACCUAAUUGCUGACAAUCUUCAAAGAGCAUGGGCAAAAGACGAAAUCACAGUCAAAGGCCGCUCAUGUAAAGAGCACUUUGAUGUUCUUCUUCGCCAUCACAAAGAUGAGAACUCUGCAGCCUUAAAAAAGUAUUUCAUAAAUUCAUUUUUAGUUUUUACCAAACUUUACAGCCAUUGAAUAACGAGCAAAUAGCUGAGGGUCUUAUUGUUAAAUUGUCAGGGCAGGCACUGAGGAGCAGUAUAAUGAAAUUCAUCAACUUUUAGAUGAUAUCAGGGUUUAUCUUGAUGACUUACAGCAGCAGAGCAAGAAAGGCAAGAAAAAAGAUGAACAGGAUAGAAAGAAAGCAAAUGAAUUCAGGGAUAAGGCUAUGGAAACACUGAAGAGAAGUAAGUUAUUACUCACUUAA
Messenger RNA from Porites lobata, 490 nucleotides. The record is from the annotation of a GenBank genome assembly. NCBI's taxonomy places the organism in Eukaryota, Metazoa, Cnidaria, Anthozoa, Scleractinia, Poritidae.